GGCGGGGCAGCCCCAAAGUUUCGGUUUCGUUUUCCGUUUUUUUUUCCGGACUCGGUAAAAGGAGAGAGGAGCCCGGGACAAUGUCUCUAGACCGAGUCCGAGAUUACUGCACUCAGACCUUGUGCUCCCGCGGCGGCUCGCUGGACUACAGCAGCUUGCGUAAGGAGGUCUCCAGGUACUUCAAGGUGUCGGACGGAGAGCUGAGCAAGGUGCUGGCCAACGGGCAGUUGUUCACCAAAGUGCCGCCCGAGGACUCGGGGCUCCCGGGCCCGCAGCUCAGUGGCGACACCCUGCUCGUCGCCACCACUGCUGCCAGGCUGUGCAAAGACUUCGUCAAGAGGAAUUGCAGCGGCGGUGGCUGCGGCCAACUCCAUCUCUGCAAGUUCUUCCUCUUCGACAAUUGCAAGUUCGCCAAAGGAAGACACACCUGCAAUUUCUCACACAACAUCCAUUCUCCUCACAACUCUGCCAUCCUGCGUGCUAACAACCUUCAACACCUGAAUGAUAUGGAAUUGCGCCAGAUUCUGCUCCAGAAUGAUUCAUCCCUGUUGCCUGAGAUUUGUGUGUUCUACAACAAGGGCCUCGGGCAGUUUGGCAGCUGCACCUUCAAGAGUUCCUGCACCAAGCUUCAUGUCUGCCUCCACUUUGUCCAGGGCAGCUGCAAGUUUGGGUCAAGUUGUAAACGCUCUCAUAAUUUCAAAGACAGCAGUGCCUCCUCUGUCCUGGAGAAUCUGAGCACAGAGCUGAUCAAACACCUGCUUCAAAUAUACCAGAAUAUGUACAACAUCAAAACCUACAGGGCCUCCAAUGGUGAAGCAACUGAGAAUAGCCGUCACUCCAGCACUGCAGCUGUGACAGAGAGGAGACCUCAGUCCCGAGUAUCUUCCAGCAGCUCCAAUGGGGACGCAGACAAUGAGGAGAUUUGUCUCUUCUUCGUCUGGAAGAACUGUAGCUUUAAAGAUAAGUGUAUCAGAGUUCAUUUCAGGCUCCCUUAUCGAUGGCAAGUUUGCAAAGAAGGGUGGAAUGAUCUCCCAAAUAUGGAGCAGAUUGAAAAGGACUACUGUGAUCCCAAUAAAACCAGAUCAGGAGAUGUUGAUUUUAGUACCAUGAGAAGCGGUUUGAGCCAGGUUCGGCGCCUCUCCACAGCUUCCUCAGUUACAAAGCCCCCCUACUACAUCCUCACCACUGAAUGGCUGUGGUACUGGAAGGAUGAGUUUGGAAAGUGGGUUGAAUAUGGAAAACAGGGAGAACUGCACUCUGCUGCCAACAUAACAUCCGCGGAGCUGGAGAAGGCAUUUUUGACAGACAGCGAUGGGAAGGUGCCAUUCACUGCAGGGAAACACCUAUAUAUUCUGAACUUUAAAGAAAUGCAGCAAACAAAUUCAAUCAUUGGCACUCGCAGGGAAGUCCAGAGGAGGCCCAAGUUUGUCUCUGAACAGGACAUGAAGAGCCAGAUACAAAACCAAGGAAAAGUUGGACAGGAAAGUCUGGGCAUCACGCAAGGAAAAUCUCUUCCAGUGCACUGGGAUAAAUCAGCACUGUCAGAUGUGGGCUAUAAGCUGGUUCAAGUGGCUGAGUCUUCGGACGAGUUUAAACAGGUGCAGUCCCUCUUUCAGCGGACCAUGAGGAAAAGUGUGAUACUGAAAAUUGAACGAAUUCAAAACCUAGCCCUCUGGGAAGUCUAUCAAUGGCAGAAGGAACAAAUGAAGAAGAAAAAUGAUGGCAAGGAUGUUGUUGAGAAGCAGCUUUUCCAUGGCACAACCACCUCAAUCAUUGAUGCGAUCUGCCAGCAGAACUUUGACUGGAGGAUCUGUGGAGCUCAUGGAACCUCUUACGGAAAAGGAAGUUACUUUGCCAGAGAUUCAUCCUAUUCCCAUAAUUAUUGCCGAACUGAGCAAAGCACCAUGACUAUGUUUGUUGCUCGUGUUUUGGUGGGAGAGUUUGUGAGAGGAAACACAUCUUACCUCCGGCCACCCUUAAGAGAUGGCACGAAAACCAGCUUCUAUGAUAGUUGUGUUGACAAUGUCUCCAACCCUUCUAUAUUUGUCAUAUUUGAGAAGCAUCAGAUCUAUCCUGAGUACCUUAUAGAAUAUAAAUGUUAAAGUAGAGGCACAAAAUGGCUUAUUUCACAUCUGCACUAGCUCAGUGGGUCUCAUAGAAGUGCUAAAGCAUAAACAGAUGUAACCUGUUUCAAAAUUCUUUCUUGUUACCUUCCUUGAUUACCUCUACCCAGUUUUAGAAUAGCAACUCUGCUUUUUCAUACUGACCAUUCACCAUAUUCAAAUGAUUUUCCAUGAUUAGUAUUGGUGAUGGGACUGGUAGAGUGGAUUACCAGCAUUAACAUUAAAUCCACUGACAUUGAGAUUUCUCAGGUGAUUUACAUUGUGGAAAUUCCAUGAGCUCGUAGCUCGUUAAAAUGUCUGCAAUAAAUGGGCAGGAUCCAGGCCAUAUUUGAAUUUAAAUUUCAGGCAGCCUCAUACUGAAUGCAUUUAUCCUCUAAUUUCCUCCCCUUGGUCCCCUCCCCUCCAUAUACAUUCCUUCUAUAUGCCAAUGUGUUUUGUUUUAAAAGUAAUUGCACAGUAUAUACUUGGCUAAAAUGUUAGGGAUGUACAGCUUAUGACCUACCCUACGUCACUGGAGUGAAGUAAAGUGGAACGCUAUUGGCUAGAGUUGUAGUUAUCUUUAAGUUUAAUACCAUCUGUUUUAUACUAAUUUCUUCUUUAGAGUUUCACUGAGCUUGUCUUUUGUACUAAACUUUGCUGAAGUUAUGUAGAUUAGAUGGUUAGAUAUGACUCUGAUUAUCAAAAAUAUUUUUUAAGGAUAUCUUUUCUCAUUUCUGGUCAUCACACUUCAGGAAGGAUGCAUUGGCAGUCUACACAUAGAAUCAUAGUAAAGUUAACUCUAUUAUUGAAAGCAGGUUAGAUAUAACAAUUAAAUUACAUUCUUGUUUAGGAUGACUAAAAGACUUGGGAGAGUAGCUAAAAACUAUUUAAGCUGGCAGAGGAGACCAGAACAUGGGUUUAUGAUCUUAAAAUUAGAACUGACCAUACAGGGACAUUGUCAUUCACAAAAGGGCUAAUGGAAAUCUGGAAUUCCAUAAAAGCUGUUGAGGGGGUGGAAGAGUAAUUGAAAAUUUCAAAAUAGGCAUAUUUUAGUUGGGUAAUGGAUUUAAAGGACAUGGAACCAAGGUGAAUUAAGAGUUAAAAUGUGGAUCCUCCAUGAACUGACUGAAUAGUGAAACAGACCCAGGAGUCUGAGUGAGCUUUCCACAUUGCUAUGAUAACUACUUGUGUUCCUGUCUACUUGAGGGUCUUUUGGGGGAAAAAGAUGCAGUGCCCAUACUUUCCAGAGCAGUCAAUCUUUUUUUGUUCACUGCUCAAUUCUCACACAACAGAAGCAAGUGGACAAAGAUCAGGUGCGCCCUCAAGUUCUGAUUGAACAUCAUUGCUAAAUGCCCAAAGGUUAAAAUGCCCAUAGGUCAUCAGUUUUGAAAAAAAAAGGCUUUGUUUCACAGAAUAGAGAUUACAAAAAAUGAUAUUACUGCAGUUGUGGGACAUCGGAAGCAAGAGUAGGAAAUGCAGGUAAAUUUCCACUAGACCAGGCUGGAGAGAGAAAGAAAUUUAACAUUUCAAGUUAACAUUUUCCAGUUCUGAUGGAAGUCAGUUAACAGAUGGACAGUUCUUAAAGAAAUACAGAGUUGCAAAAAAAGGAAUGAAGUUGGUAGGAUGAUGUAGAGAAAGGACGAAAGGAAAGUAUGUGACAGGAUCAGUAGUGGGACUGAUUAAAAGAAUUAUGGGACAGGUAAAGUGUUGAGAGGAGCCGUAAAUGGCAACAACAGAUCAGAAAAGGUAGAGAUGGAAGGAGCAUGUAACAUUCAGCAAGGAAGGCUUCCCUUUUAAUAGCAAGAAGUUUAAUUCCUGCUUAGAUAUGAUGGUUGAGAUCAACCUUAGUUUUAUUGGAUGGGAUGAAUAAUAACAAUUUAACAUUUUCUUUUGCAAAUGUGAAUUGUUUGUGCAUGCACUUGUGUGCAUGUGCAGUUUUAUUUCCAUAUUGUAUUGAUAAGAAGCUGGACCUUACAGGUCCCAAUGGAGAUUCAGUGGCGGAGAUUCAGUGGCUGAGGAGCAAACUUUCCAGCCUGGGGUAGCACGUAGUCUGAAUGUACUUUUUAUUUUACAAAUAACUGGAGCUAUGGAUGUGGUAAAACAUUCCAAAAUGCUCCACAGGAGCCUCAUCAAACAAACAGGUCAGAGUUGGAGGAAUGCAGGAAUUAAUUUCAAAACAAGCAGGAGAGAAAAUAAAAACAAAAAAUAAAAAAAUAAAAGUAAAAACAAAAUGGCUACUAAUAAAGGUGAUUUUCUUUCUGGAUUUUGAUGUACUUAACCAUCAUUGAGGGAAGAAAAUGUUUUAAUGAACAACUGUGCAUUGGUUUUAUUCAAUAAACUGUUGUUUUAAAAAAAU
Messenger RNA from Pristis pectinata (smalltooth sawfish), 4458 nucleotides. RefSeq names its product protein mono-ADP-ribosyltransferase PARP12-like. The record is from RefSeq and is a predicted model, not a curated record. Gene Ontology annotation, molecular function: metal ion binding; NAD+ poly-ADP-ribosyltransferase activity. The transcript has 12 exons. The coding region runs from base 81 to 2102 and encodes 673 amino acids. Lineage: Eukaryota; Metazoa; Chordata; Chondrichthyes; Rhinopristiformes; Pristidae.